AUGAAAACGGCUGACUUUUUGUUCAAUUCAGACAGACAGCUCAACAAUGGUUCACUGAUUGUUUGCAGACGAUCAAACAUCAGAAUGAACAUAACUGCUGAAGAUUUCCAAGUCUGUGGUAAGUGUAAGGGCUACUACGCAAGAUCUGCCAUAGGUCAUCAUUGCCGUAAGUGUGUUGACCACGAUGGAAAGAAUGAAAGGAUUGUGAUGGCGCGAGGAAGAAAAAUCGCUGCUCGAGUGCACCCAAUUUCUAGCAAAGACGUUCGAAAUAAAUCAUAUCCAUACAUGAUCGAAGAUGCAGUCGUAAAAAAAAUUCGAUAUGAUGAAUUAGUAACGGUUUAUGCUAAUAAAAUGGCCAAGAAAUACGGAACACAAGGCCAAAGUUAUAAACAAGUUCGUGCCAAUUUACGUCUUUGCAGUAGGUUCCUGAUAGCGAUUAAACAAAUCGAUAACAGGAUCAAGGACUUCAGUGAUGUUCUUCAACCCGAGUUUUAUGAUGCGGUCAUAGGUGCUGUUCGAGUAGUUACGAAAUACGACGAGGACACAAAACUCUAUGGAGCUCCAGCAGUAGCUUUCGGAUACGGAAUACUGCUGAAGAAACUCGCCGAGCUCUUACGCAAUGAGAACACUAAGAAAAAAAUGCCAGGUAAGACAGAAGAAGUCGAUAACUUCAUCAAAUUACUUGAAGCAGGCUAUGGCAUCAACCGCGGAGUGGCUGAAACUCAAGCCCAAAAUAAUCGACGUAAGGAAGUUGUCCUUCCCACCACUGAAGAUAUUAAGAAGCUGCAUGCUUUCAUUAAAAUGGAGCGAGACAAAUAUUAUGAGAAAAUGACAGAGAAAUUUUUGGACAUCAGCUGGGAAAGCCUCGCCAGGAUGACACUCCUAUCACUUCGAAUUUUCAACCGUCGUCGACCGGGAGAAAUUGAGCGCCUCUACAUCGAGGAUUUUCGCAGUCACCGAAGUCUAGAUCAGGGAUGGCUCGAGAUUAUGACUCUGCUCCGAGCUACCUGGUGGUUGCCCAUCCCUGGUCUAGAUCAUGCUUCAAACCAGGAAGCCUACGACGGCUUGAGCGAGGAGGGAAAGAAGUUGACCAGCAAAUACUCCAGGUUUAAGAUCCGUGGUGUCCCAGUUCUGGUUGACAAGGAAGUGCUGGAUUGUUUGAACCUCCUGAUUAACCACAGGGAAAAUGCAGCUCAUGAAACUGGCAAUCGCUAUCUCAGUGCAUGUGAUUUAAUGCGAGAGUACUCGGUUAAAUGUGGAACCGGCGCCCCGGAAACUGUACGUGGUACGAUACUGAGGAAGCACAUUGCUACGAAGUGCAUUGCAUUAAAUCUAACAGAUGGUUAA
Messenger RNA from Fopius arisanus, 1347 nucleotides. RefSeq lists its product as uncharacterized. The record is from RefSeq and is a predicted model, not a curated record. NCBI's taxonomy places the organism in Eukaryota, Metazoa, Arthropoda, Insecta, Hymenoptera, Braconidae. The transcript is spliced from 3 exons. Bases 1 to 1347 code for a protein of 448 amino acids.